This is a messenger RNA of Candida tropicalis MYA-3404, 1773 nucleotides long. RefSeq names its product calcineurin catalytic subunit A (gene CMP1). The transcript has a single exon. Bases 1 to 1773 code for a protein of 590 amino acids. Gene Ontology annotation, molecular function: calmodulin binding; calmodulin-dependent protein phosphatase activity. The record is from RefSeq and is a predicted model, not a curated record. Lineage: Eukaryota; Fungi; Ascomycota; Pichiomycetes; Serinales; Debaryomycetaceae. Gene Ontology annotation, biological process: fungal-type cell wall organization; calcineurin-mediated signaling. Gene Ontology annotation, cellular component: cytoplasm; calcineurin complex.
AUGUCUGAUCAAAACAUUCAACGUAAUACUAACCAAAUCAAUAAUGCAUUGAAUGCGAUACAGAAGAAAUCAAAAUCGGCUCACCAGGCGCAAAAUAGCAAGAACGUACCUGUUUGUGCCAAAGUUGAAGAUAGGGAUUAUACCAUUUAUGUUACUGAAGAAGGUGAAAAGAUUUCAACUGUUGAAAGAGCUGUCAAAUCAGUUAGAGCACCAGCUACUUUUAAACCAACUGAUAAUCAAGUUUUCUUACCUAAUGGAUUACCAAAUUGUGAAUUUUUAAAAAAUCAUUUUAUACAAGAAGGUAGAUUACGUGAAGAACAGGCAAUAAAAAUCAUUAAAAUGGCCACUCAAAUUUUAAGUAAUGAACCGAAUUUAUUAAGUAUAACUGCCCCAGUUACUAUUUGUGGGGAUGUUCAUGGACAAUAUUACGAUUUGAUGAAAUUAUUUGAAGUUGGUGGUGAUCCUGCCAGUACCAAGUAUUUAUUUUUGGGAGAUUAUGUUGAUAGAGGAUCAUUUUCAAUUGAGUGUUUGAUUUAUUUAUAUUCGUUGAAAAUCACCUAUCCAAAUAGUUUUUGGAUGUUGAGAGGUAAUCAUGAAUGUCGUCAUUUAACUGAAUAUUUUACAUUUAAAAAUGAAUGUUUACAUAAAUAUUCGGCUCAAUUAUAUGAAGUUUCUCUUACAAGUUUUAAUGCCUUACCUUUGGCUGCUAUUAUGAAUGAACAAUUCUUUUGUGUUCAUGGAGGAUUAUCUCCACAAUUGACAAGUUUGGAUAGUAUUAGAAGAUUACAUCGAUUUAGAGAACCUCCAACUAAAGGUUUAAUGUGUGACUUAUUAUGGGCUGAUCCAAUUGAAGAAUAUGAUGAAGAUACUUUGGAUCAAGAAUAUGUGACAAAUACAGUUAGAGGUUGUUCAUAUGCAUUUACAUAUAAAGCUGCUUGUAAGUUCUUGGAUAGAACUAAGUUAUUAUCCGUUAUUCGUGCUCAUGAAGCUCAAAAUGCUGGGUACAGAAUGUACAAACGAACUAAAACUAUGGGAUUUCCUUCCUUGUUGACCAUGUUUAGUGCACCAAAUUAUUUGGAUAGUUAUAACAAUAAAGCUGCUGUGUUGAAAUAUGAAAACAAUGUGAUGAACAUUAGACAAUUUAAUUCUUCUCCACAUCCUUAUUGGUUGCCUCAUUUCAUGGAUGUUUUCACUUGGUCAUUACCAUUUGUUGGGGAGAAAGUUACUGAUAUGUUGGUUUCUAUUUUGAAUGUUUGUACUGAAGAAGAAUUGGAUGAAGAUUUACCAUUCACAGAAUCUCAAAUUGGUAUCCAAACUGCUGAAACUCCAGUGUCUCCAAGAGCUCGUCCUCCAAUUGAACCAGUUUCAGAACUGACCCGAACAAAUGAAGUACUUAAAGAUGAAGAUGAAGAUUUGACUUUAGAAGAAAAGAGACAAGCAUUACGUAAUAAAAUCAUUGCCAUUGGUAAAAUGUCCCGUAUGUUUCAAGUUUUACGAGAAGAACAAGAGAAUGUUGCUCAUUUAAAACAAUUAAACAGUGGUAUCUUGCCCAAAGGAUCUUUGUUACAUGGUGCUGACAGUUUAUUAAGUACAAUUAAUUCAUUUGAAGAAGCUAAAGCUGCUGAUAGAGUCAAUGAAGCUUUACCUCCUUCUCAAGAAGAUAUGAAGAAAUUACAGCAAGAAAAGAAUCAAAGAAUAAGACAACAAAUUGAAAAUCAACAAAAUAGUGGACCUGUAUUUCAAAGAUUGAUUAGAAAAUUAUCAAAUAAUUAG